Racocetra persica is the source of this 2614-nucleotide messenger RNA. Lineage: Eukaryota; Fungi; Glomeromycota; Glomeromycetes; Diversisporales; Gigasporaceae. The record is from the annotation of a GenBank genome assembly.
AUGGUUAACGAAGAUCCGGAUGAAAGUUUUUUAGACUUCUCAAUGAAAUAUUUGGACGCUGUUUUUGGAACUAGCGACACUCCUGAGCUAAUAUUGCCUCGCAUCGAAGUUAACGAUCUAAGCACUUCAAAACCGAUACAAGAUUCUUCUGUCACCACAAACGACACUAGUGGUGAUUUACAGACAGAACAAAAGGAAGUCCAGCCUCAAAUAACAUUCCAGCAAGAGAAUAGUACUAACGACAGUAAAAAACAUUCAUCAGUUUCAGUUACACCCAUACAAGCUAAAUACCCGACUGAUAUAAGAGAGACCAGCGCUAACAUAACUGGUGGUGAUUCAGAUUCUUCCCUAGGAAAACUAUUUCCCGGGUUAGUGGAGGCUACCCUCAAAAGAAAGUCUAUUAUAGGCUUAGAAGACGAUGACACAAGUGAUACAUUGAAUUCCGAGUCGAUCACAGGUGCGCUUCACAUUGAGACAGACAAUCCAUCGCACUUAUUUUGGGUCCCUGCGCAUCUUCAUCCAGAAAUAGCUCCAAACGAAUUUAGAAAAUGGUUAAAUAAUCAUGCGAAAGAUAGGUUUAAUACAGGAACGAGCUCUUUGAGGAGACGUAAAUCUGCCUUAUCUAGGCAAUAUAUACCAACGGAAAAUGACGAAGAUGAACAAUCAGAGAAAAAAAUAGGGCCCGAAAAAAAACGAAAUGGUUUUGACUGGAUGACAUUCGCCACAUCCGAGGAGAAAACAUCUGAACCAACAAAAAUUAAAACAAUACGAAGGAGUCUCAGCUUAAACAUGUUCCCUUUUGUAGGUUCCGAUACCGACCCUAAAGAUCCGAACAUAUUUGAUCGCCAUUCUUCUGCUACUGUAGAUUCACCUGUUCUCAUUCCUAGAAUGGCACCAGCACUUAAGCGUGCGGCACGCACAAAGAUUCGCCGGAAUUCAGUUGCUGGUGAACAAAAUCCGCGAAGAUUCUCCGCACACAGAAGAACAAAAUCAACUCACGUACUUUCCGACAAAGAUAAACAGAAUGGGAAUUUAUUACCAAUUAUCCCAAAAAACCCACCAGAAUCGCUACUUUCUAAUGUUUUAACGUUACCUCAAAACGAGGGAUCCGAAGAAACAGGCAAUGACGAGACAACAUCUACAUCAAAUGUUGUCGCUGAACCUGAAGGAAUUAAAAAUGAUAUCGUACUUGAUUUUAUAGAGUUAAAUGAUAGUUCUGGGCCUAUACGUAUUACUUUAAAAGAUGAUGGCCCUGCACCUGUAAGCGCUGCUGUGCCUUCUCCUCGUCGGACGAGUUCGCUUCCCCAAAGUACUAUUAAUAUGUCAGAUUCUUCACAAGGCCAUAUGCCAUCGCACGAUGAAGCAAACUUAUAUUCAGAUGCCAGCGGAAUAACAAAACCCUCCUCUAAAACGCUCCCAACAUCAGUCGCUUCAACACAAUCGAAACGGACAUCUACAUGGACAUCUUGGUUUUUCGGCGCUAAUUCAGAUGAGAAGGAAAAAGAAUCAAAAUUUAAAAAACCAAAAGCAGAAAAAGUUCAAAAAGCUGAUGGUGAUCUCAAUGAGUCUGGUACUAGAGAAAAGUCAUCAAAAAUAACGAUCUCAUCUAUUUUUUCGUGGUCCUCUCAAAAUAGAGGAAAAUCCACUGAAGAACACGGAACUUCAAAUGUGCUACUGUCUAGUCCUUCGACCUCUGUACUAUCAAACAAAAAACCGAAGUACACCAACUAUAAUCGUUUUCCUAUUCACGUAGAACGUGCCAUAUAUCGACUUUCUCAUAUCAAAUUAGCAAAUCCCCGUCGUCCUUUACACGAACAAGUUCUAAUUUCUAACAUGAUGUUUUGGUAUCUUUCACUCAUUAAUAAGCAACAAAUCGAAUAUGGAUCUGAAGUAAAUCCUAAUGCUGAAAAAGAGGCGGCAAUAGUAAAAAGUAAAGUCGGAAAGCAUAAUGUAGGUCGCAAACGAAGAAAAGGUGAAAAGAAAGGAUCACCUGAUGCUAGACGGCGUGGUGCAGGUUCAAGUGCAGAAAUAGCAUAUAAAACACCACAGUAUGAUAUACAGCAAAUUUCACAACAAUAUCUCACACCACCAAUGUCUCCUUCACAAGCAAAUUCACCGUAUACAUUAGACCUAGGUUAUUCAAAAGAAUUCGAUGAUUAUAGUGAUUCAAAUCCAGAUUAUUCGUGUGCAUAUGUAGAAGAUGCUUAUGGCCACCGCAAAUAUUAUCACUACGGAGAUGGGUAUAUUUCCGAUGGAACGGAUGGUGGAUAUCUUGAUGAUCAAGAUCGAACUAGUGUUGGAGUAGAGAGUAGCCACGUAGAAGGUCUAGUUUAUUAUGAUUCGGACGUGGAAAAUGUCGGCGGUGAGAGUAGUAAUAGGGCUGGCAGCUAUAAUUCUCACCGACCAGCUUCACCGAAUAGGCGGUCUCCUUCCCCUAAUGGAAGAUCUUUAAAUGCUCGUCCGUCACCGAACAAUCAACGUUCAACUAGUCCAGUAAGACCUUUAUCUCCAAAUUCUGGGAUAAGAAAUAAACAAUCUCCUAUACUUUCAGAUAACGAAAACGUGAAUAUAACAAAUCCAAUAAUUGAAGAUGAAGAUGACAAUGUACCCUUAG